AUGGGUGUAUUUCUCAAAGUUUUCUUCAUUCUUGCUAUUACAUUCUCAAUAACUUUUUCAAAUGCUGCGCAGUCUCACUAUUUUUCCUUCCACAAUUCCUACGACCUCCGACUCUCGAUCAAAAACAUGAUUUCCUACGUGAAGGGAGAUUAUAAAUGGGUUUCUGUUUCAACUAAAUGCUCAUCACCUGUCAGAAUAUACGUUGAAACGUUCUCGAAUGUCAUUUUCUCCCAGAAGGGACCGCAAAAACAAACGACAGUUACUUUUGAUUUGAAAGCAAUUGAGUCGUUGUUAACGUUCACAGGGAAAAAAGACGCCAAGAAAAAUGCAGAUAUAAUCUUGCUUCGGUUCUUUUCUACCAAAUCCACUCUCACAAAAUGCCAACUCACCUUCAAUUUACACACAAAGCUCAACAGUGAGAAUUUCCAAUUCAUUGUAUCCGACUCUUACGAGCGGCUGGAGCAGCCAUCGGAUCUUUCACAUCAAAGAAUCCGUUUCUACAUGAUUCUAUUGGCUGGUUUGCUGAUCCUCAUCUUCUCGUCCAGCGUCAUCGUAGGAUGUCUAACGUCUGAGGGUUUGAGCGAAGACGACAAUGUGGUUGAGAUGGGUGAGAUGACCGAAGUUGGCAACCAAUUAAUUUAA
This is a messenger RNA of Caenorhabditis briggsae, 642 nucleotides long. The transcript has 4 exons. The coding region runs from base 1 to 642 and encodes 213 amino acids. NCBI's taxonomy places the organism in Eukaryota, Metazoa, Nematoda, Chromadorea, Rhabditida, Rhabditidae. The record is from RefSeq and is a predicted model, not a curated record.